Messenger RNA from Scedosporium apiospermum, 564 nucleotides. RefSeq lists its product as uncharacterized. Lineage: Eukaryota; Fungi; Ascomycota; Sordariomycetes; Microascales; Microascaceae. The coding region runs from base 1 to 564 and encodes 187 amino acids. The record is from RefSeq and is a predicted model, not a curated record. The transcript is spliced from 2 exons.
AUGUCGGCAUAUUACUACGGCGCACACCACGCACACCCCACUGCUGCGGCUUCCAACUCGCAAAAUCAUCAUGGCCGGAGUCGAAGAGCACCGAGGCUAUCGAUGUCACAAAAUCCCAACCGGCAAUUUAGGACGGUCCGGAGUCUCAAGGAGCUGUCUGACUCGACUGCGUUAAUGAAUUUCCGGACUCGGUUUGAGGCCACCCGAUCAUUCGAUCUCGAAGACGACCUGGAGUUCUGCCCCGGUUUGCUGACGGACAGCGAUCUGGUCUCCAUUCACAGCGCAUCGGAACGCUCCUCCCUCGCCAGCAAUUCUCCCGAGUCUUCGCCCACCCAACAGCCUCAGACCGUUGCCCCAGCCUUCUCUCUCAACUCGGCCUCUCCAGCUUUCGUCCCUCCCGCCUUCCAUAGCCAACAGUCGAACCUCAAGUUGCACCAGCCUGCCGCGACCCGCGGUCGCAAUGCCAUCCCCAUUGUCAACCCUCUUACCGGUGCCACCAUGAGCAGCCCUCCUCCUUCCGUCUCUCCGGCCAGGAUGCAGCAGAUGUCUAUGCGGCGAUGGUAA